This is a messenger RNA of Cuscuta europaea, 1971 nucleotides long. NCBI's taxonomy places the organism in Eukaryota, Viridiplantae, Streptophyta, Magnoliopsida, Solanales, Convolvulaceae. The record is from the annotation of a GenBank genome assembly.
AAAAUGGCAGAUGCCAAAGCAAGAGAUUGGCGCCUCCUUCCAACAAAACAGAAUCUAAAAAAAAAAUCUUAGCUGAAACGGAUCUGGAUCCCGCUGAAACACCGGAAAAAUUAACCGUCGAUCUAGGAGACCCCUGAAAAUAAACCGGCCGUCAGCUUCAACAUCGAAUUUCACAUCGCAAAUACUAUCGGAUCGCAGAUACUCUACCCGGCAGGUUCCCUACAUUUGCAUUACAUUUGUGUCACUAUAGUACUUCUGUACUUGUUCUCUUAUUUGAGCUAGCAUACCAAGAUCUGUAGCUGCGCUUAUAAAAUUAGCCAGUUUUUGUUUAUUACGGAGUAUUAUCUUCUACUGCUCUGAUUUGUUCUGUAAAUUCUUCCCCAAAAGCUACCGCCUACCUGGAGAAGAAUAUAAUUGAUUCGCAUAUCAUUCUGUUUAGGUAUUCCAGGUAGAUGUAUAUAAUGGCCGAAUCUGCGAAUUUAUCUGAAUGAUAACUGUUUGGUAGAAUUUAUUUCAGCCGAAUAAGAAUGUCAAAAGGUACUGAUUUUGCUGAUUGUAACCGCGAACAGAAUAAGCCAGAUAGGACUACCAAAGGGAGCCUUAAAAUUAUCUCAUUACCAAGUAUUGCCUCUGAUGAUGAAUAAAAUAAGUACACAUAACCUUUUGGGAUCGAACAAGGUUAUAUGACACCAAUCCGAAAAGCAAGCAUUUAUUUAUUUAUGAGAGAAUCCAGUGACAAAACUUGCAUCAAAAGCUCUGAGAUAUGGAAUAUCUGGCCUUUAAGCAACCUUUCUUGCAAGCUAUUCUAAUCCUGCCAUGUUUUCUUGCAAUUUUCGUUCUUCUUCUUUUCCCCUCUCCUUUUGUCUAUCUUCUGAACUUCAUACAUACCUUCAUCUAUUCUGCUACCUUUGCUUUUACAUCAAUGGCAGUGACUCAUGCCGAUCUUGCUCCCAGUCCUCCUAAAACUGACCUGGGCAGCAAAACAGGCCUUUUCGUAGUCAUUCUCUCCAUACUUUUAGGGCUGCUUUGCUUCAUUCUCUCCCUCAUUGCGGAAGCCACCCGUUCUGAGGCACUGUGGAUGGGGACCAAGUGCACAUUUAGCGGGAAUGGAAAGACUCCUCUAAUGAGCGUGGCUGGUGCUUUCUUCUCCCUGGCACUAGCCAUGCUGUUACAACAUACUUAUCUGUUGAUAGCUGUGAGUAAAUUUUCAGAGCCGUCAUUAGCUAACUGGGACCCGCAUUCUGAUUUUUUCAAACGUCUCACCUGGCAAGCUGGUUUUUUCUUCGUUUCGAUGUGGAGUUCAUUUGGGGUUGGUGAGAUAUUGCUGCUAAUAGGACUAAGUGUAGAAUCUGGUCACCUAGAAAAGUGGAGAGAACCAAGGCCAAGCUGUAUAGUAAUUGGACAGGGAGUGUUCUCAGCUGCAGGAGUUUUUGGUCUUUUAACUGUCUUCAUGGCUGCCGGUCUGUACAUCUCAGUUUUGCGCUGGCAGAGGUUUUUGCAAGCCCAAGAAAACAUCAAUCGGAAUGUUAUCGAGGCAUCGGUCCUCUAUGCAUCGCCACCAAGGUCGCCACGGCAAAUAUUAAGACCGGUUGCAGAUGAGAGCCACAUUGCAAGACAUGAUAGAAAUGAUCAUCUUUUGUUGGGACAAUAUAUGACAGAGGUUGAAAAGUACUUGCAUCUUGUUUGAUUGAAGAGAAGUGGAAGAGAACAUGCCAAUAGAAAUAGGGAUUGCAUAUAAUAUGGAAAUGUAAAUGAUGAAGAGAUUGUUGUAUACUUGUGAAUUCUAAAUCACCUCACGUCUUUUUAAUUUAUCAAUGUAUCUUUAUAGUACUUCAUUCGAAAAGAAGUACAUCAUGUUUGGUUAUGUAAAUUUUAGCUAAAUAUAGCUUUAAUCACAGAAAAAUCAUGUACCACCCAAAGCUUUCUAUGUUGCACUGAUAUAGCCUCUAUAUUUGCAGCCUCGCUUUCAUA